CGGCGGCGGCGGCGGCAGCGGCAGCGGCGGCGGCGGUAAGAUGGCUGCCCACGGGGGCUCCGCAGCGUCGUCGGCGCUGAAGGGGUUAAUUCAGCAGUUCACCGCCAUCACCGGUGCAAGUGAAAGUGUAGGAAAACAUAUGCUGGAAGCCUGCAACAAUAAUCUGGAGAUGGCAGUCACUAUGUUUUUGGAUGGUGGAGGAAUUGCUGAAGAACCCAGUACCAGCUCAGCAAGUGUCUCCACUGUCAGACCACACACAGAAGAAGAAGUACGUGCCCCAAUUCCUCAAAAGCAAGAAAUAUUGGUGGAACCAGAACCUUUGUUUGGCGCUCCUAAACGACGACGUCCUGCACGUUCAAUAUUUGAUGGUUUUCGAGAUUUUCAAACUGAAACUAUUAGGCAAGAGCAGGAAUUAAGAAACGGAGGAGCAAUAGAUAAAAAAUUAACCACCCUUGCAGAUCUAUUCCGGCCACCUAUUGACCUGAUGCAUAAAGGCAGCUUUGAAACAGCCAAAGAGUGUGGCCAAAUGCAGAAUAAAUGGCUGAUGAUAAACAUUCAAAAUGUGCAAGACUUUGCAUGCCAGUGCCUCAAUCGUGAUGUAUGGAGCAAUGAAGCUGUGAAGAAUAUUAUCCGGGAACAUUUCAUUUUCUGGCAGGUUUACCAUGACAGUGAGGAGGGUCAGAGAUACAUACAGUUUUAUAAGCUAGGGGAUUUCCCCUAUGUUUCCAUCUUGGACCCACGGACAGGUCAGAAGCUAGUAGAGUGGCACCAAUUAGAUGUGUCUUCUUUCUUGGACCAAGUGACAGGAUUUCUGGGUGAACAUGGGCAACUGGAUGGACUUUCUAGCAGUCCCCCCAAAAAAUGUGCCCGAUCAGAGAGCCUUAUAGAUGCCAGUGAAGACAGCCAGCUAGAAGCUGCCAUCAGAGCCUCCUUGCAAGAGACACAUUUCGAUUCAACACAGACAAAACAGGAUAGCCGUUCAGAUGAAGAAUCUGAAUCUGAACUUUUUUCUGGCAGUGAGGAGUUCAUAUCUGUUUGUGGUUCUGAUGAAGAAGAGGAGAUAGAGAAUCUUGCCAAAUCCAGAAAGUCUCCCCACAAAGAUUUGGGGCAUAGAAAAGAAGAGAACAGAAGGCCACUGACUGAGCCCCCAGCCAGAGUUGACCCCGGAACAGCCACUAACCACCAAGUAUUGACAGCUGUGGAUACAGAGAUCCUGGAGAUGUCACCUGAAAAAUCAGAUGGAAUAGUGGAGGGGGUAGAUGUAAAUGGACCAAAAGCACAGCUGAUGUUGCGGUACCCAGAUGGAAAAAGGGAGCAGAUCACUCUUCCAGAACAAGCUAAACUGCUAGCGUUGGUAAAGCAUGUCCAAUCUAAAGGAUAUCCAAAUGAACGCUUUGAACUACUCACCAACUUCCCUCGAAGAAAACUAUCUCACCUGGACUAUGAUAUUACAUUACAGGAGGCUGGCCUUUGUCCUCAAGAGACUGUCUUUGUACAAGAAAGAAAUUAACAUCAUGGCCUGACCUCUCUCAGCUUACCCCUUUUUUCCCUUUUCUCGUGAGAUACCAUGUUACUAAGUAAUGCAUUUUGGCUCAUAGGACCAUAGAGCCAAAGUUGGGCAAGCAAGUCACCUGCCUUCUCUUACUCCUUGUUCUUGUCUAUACUCAGUCUCUUUCUCCCCCAUUACUUUUUCCUCCUUUUCUCUUGCCUUCAAUUUUCUUCUUUUUCCCUCUUUCUUUCUUCCCUAAUCUGGUGACCAAAUGGAAGUGUAAGGAUAAGAUCUUCCCUAGUACUGGCAGCAGGAAAUGCGUCCCAUGAAGAGGUCAUUUGCACGGCACUUUGGGAUCAGAUGAUAAUGCGUUCAGACUCUUUGACAAGAAAACUGUCCAGAUUCAGAAUAAAAACAAGCCCCUUUUCUGUAAGCUCCCAUUUGUAGUUGGGAAAAGAAAUUCUUUCAACACAGUAGGAAAAUAUCUUCUGACAAAAUAUUUAGGCUUUCAUUUACAUGGAAAAUACCUCCCUUAUAAUUAUUGCUCACCAUAUUCAGUCUUUAUCCCAGAGGAUUCCUAUAUUGAAGUUACAAGAGUUAUUUCCUUAAUAUGUGUCAUUGGCAGAGUGAGUGCUCAGUGAAGGAUGUGUAGCAUGGGGCGGCUUUCAAUGUCCUAGCUUGAGAGAGCUUUCUUCAUUAUUACUCUAUUAAGUAUAUUGAUCCUGCUAGUCCUAGAGUACACAUUUAGUGAGCAUAAUGUGAUUGGUGUAGGGAGGUGCUUGCUGUUUUUGCCAGUGCAGCAUAUUAGUUCCUUUAGCUCCUCGUUGUCUGGGUCUACAGUGAUCUGUAGGAAGGCAGCUGUUCGAUAAUCAUGCAGUACAAUGGCUUGUGAUUGUAACCACUGUGGCUAUUGAUUGUCCUAUGUGCUUAUAGCAUACUUAUGUGUGUCCCAGAGGAAGAAGAAAAACAUGCAGCUGAGAGUUGCCAACCAUGUCCCUUGGUUAGAAGUGAUUCAUUUUUUUACCCCUGGUUGGAAUAAUUACUGAAAGGCUCUAGUGACUGAUGGAUUUUGAUCCUCACAGUUUUCUUUCGGAAGAAAUCAAAACUGAAAGUCUCUGAGGGGAAGACCUUUAAAGUCAGCUCAUAAGGCAAUAGCUAGUAAGAGGGUGGGGGGUUGAGAAUUACUAGUAAUCUUCAGAUGUUGCAGGGGGUUUCUGCCAACAAAAGCCACAUUCAAAUAGUAGUUGGUGAAUGCUCUUUUCAGUAUUAUUUCAAAAAGGCCAUCUUGAAUAUGUAUAAUGCUUUUAACUUGUCAGCAUCACUAUACGCUCAGUUUUACCUUGAGCUUUUAAGUACUCUAAUGAGGUAAUAGUGAUCUGGUGACAAAAUCAGAACUUCUAACUUAUGCAACCAUUAAAAUAAUCUAAAUGACUUAUUUUGUCAGUUGGGGAUUUAGAUUAAUUCUAAUAUUUAAGGAACAUGAAUUACUGCUCAGAGACCUUUAAGUUUCCAUCUACUUUAAGAUUGUUCUCUUGGCAAGUAGGGGAUUAAAAAAACAAAAAAAAGAUGCUGUGUAUUGCUUGUACACAAUACAGUUUUUAAUGGCUGGAUUUUUGAGGAUCCUUUCUGAAGAAUGGAUUAUAUAUCUUCUCAAGGAAAUCAUGGAAAGUUGUUAUUCUUCAGUGAGUCCUUUUGAAUUAAUGUUCUUUUUUUUCUGUCUGUGUAAGUGCUAUGUAUAAGUAUAUAAUUGUAUAAAUAUUUAUAAAUAUA
Molecule: messenger RNA, 3259 nt
Organism: Dipodomys ordii (Ord's kangaroo rat)
Lineage: Eukaryota; Metazoa; Chordata; Mammalia; Rodentia; Heteromyidae
Gene: Ubxn7
Product: UBX domain protein 7
Exons: 11
Coding region: 41-1510 (489 amino acids)
Biological process (GO): proteasome-mediated ubiquitin-dependent protein catabolic process
Cellular component (GO): nucleus
Molecular function (GO): ubiquitin binding
Source: RefSeq, a predicted model, not a curated record